UCGUGCACGUCUAUAAGAAAGGUGAGUCUCGUGUGUGGGUGGUUUGGACUAAUUAUCAAUCACUGUCACUCACUCACUCACUCUCUCAAUACUACGAGUCAGACGAUUUGCACGUGACCCGUUUCAUUUCAUUGAAUGGAAAACACACACUCACACACACUGGCUAUGCCUCCCAUUGUUGAGGGUAAGAAUAAAUGGGCCACUCUAUCCCUUGCUUACAAGUCAGUAGGGGUUGUGUUUGGAGGGCUUGUGACUUCACCGCUUUAUGUGUACCCUUCAAUGGCAUUAAAAUCUCCAACUGAAGAAGACUACUUGGGAAUCUACUGCAUCAUGUUCUGGACUCUUAGUUUAAUUGGUGUUGUCAAGUAUGCUUGUAUAGCUUUGAAAGCUGAUGAUCAGGGUGAAGGUGGUACAUUUGCUCUAUAUUCAUUACUUUGCAGGCAUAUGAACAUUGGAGCCAUUACUUCAACUGGUGUCAGUUCACCAUCAAGCCGUUCACAUAAUAAUAGCUUGCAUCAAAGCUUUAAAAAGCCAAGUAGACUUGGGAUGUUUAUUGAGAGGAGUCUGAUUGCUAGGAGGAUUUUGUUUUUCAUAGCAAUACUCGGCAUGUGUAUGUUAAUUGGGGACGGAAUACUCACCCCUGCUAUCUCAGUGUUGUCAGCAAUGGAGGGCAUCAGGGUUCCUUUUCCAAAGUUCAGCAAAUCUCUGGUAGAAGCCCUCUCUGCAGCAGUUCUUAUUGUUUUGUUUUUGCUACAAAAGUAUGGUACUGCACGAGUAAGCUUUCUGUUCUCCCCCAUCAUGGGUGCAUGGACGUUGACGACUCCCCUUAUUGGUAUUUACAAUAUCACAUGUCAUUACCCUACAAUUUUCAAGGCAAUAUCACCCCAUUACAUAUUCCAGUUCUUCUCGAGGAAUGGCCAUGAGGGAUGGUUGUUGCUCAAUGGUAUGGUCCUGUGCAUAACAGGUGCUGAAGCAUUGUUUGCUGACCUUGGUCAUUUUGACAGGCCAUCUAUUCAGAUCGCCUUUUUAUCCUUUAUGUAUCCAUCACUGGUCCUUACAUAUGCGGGACAAACAGCUUACUUGAUCCAGCACCCAGAUGAUCAUAGUGAUGGGUUUUAUAAGUUCAUACCCAAAACGAUAUAUUGGCCUAUGUUCGUUAUAUCCUCAUUGGCUGCGACCGUCGCCAGUCAGGCUCUGAUAUCUGCCACCUUUUCUGUUAUCAAGCAAUCUGUUGUAUUGGAUUAUUUUCCUCGGAUCAAGAUUGUGCAUACAUCAUCCAGCAAUGAGGGCCAGGUUUACUCCCCAGAAACAAAUUAUACCCUUAUGGUUCUCUGUGUUGCUGUCAUACUAAUUUUCGGAGAUGGAAAAGAAAUUGGAAACGCCUUUGGUCUUGUUAUCAUCCUGGUCAUGCUCAUUACUACCAUAUUACUAACAUUGGUGAUGAUCGUGAUUUGGAGAAUUCCCACAAUACUUACCGUUCUUUUCUCUUUUGUCUUUUUAACAAUGGAAGGUCUCUACAUGAGUUCCGUCUUCACCAAAAUCAGAGAAGGUGGAUGGAUUCCAUUUGCCAUCUCCUUAAUCCUUUCUUUUAUUAUGUUUGGUUGGUUCUAUGGGAGACAAAGAAAAAUGGAAUAUGAAUUAACCCACAAAAUAGACAUGGACCGCCUUAAACUUCUUCUUUCUGACCCUUAUGUCCAAAGAGUUCCUGGACUCUGCUUCUUUUACAGCAACAUUCAAGACGGGUUCACCCCAGUUUUAGGCCAUUAUAUUAAAAACAUGAGAUCCAUUCAUAAGGUAACCAUAUUUACAACACUCCGGUAUUUGUUGGUUCCGAAAGUGGCACCAAAUGAGCGAUUUGUUGUCAAAAGAUUAGGACUUAAAGGUGUAUACGGGUGCUUGAUUCAGUACGGGUAUGCAGACUCGCUUAAUCUUCAUGGAGACUUUGUUUCUCAAAUAAUUUCUAGCUUGAAAGAUCAUAUAAUGAAUUAUUCUACUGAGAAUCCGACUGCAGUUCCUUUGGAGGAGCAAGAAAUGAUCGAUCUUAAUGAAGCACAAGAUGCUGCUGUGGUUCAUGUUCGUGGGAAGACAAGGUUUUAUACAAGUAAGGAGUGUACAUGGUUUGAUCGGUUCAUGCUUGCAUUUUAUGAAUUCAUGCAUAGUAAUUGUCGGUCUGGGCUUCCUACUUUAGGAGUGCCUAUUCCCCAGCGCAUAGAGGUUGGUAUGCUAUAUGAGGCCUAAAGGAAAUCUGGUGUCAAGUUACCUUACUAAUGAACAUAGUUUGUUGUAAGUUGUAACAAACAAGAUCUUUAAUUGUGAAAAUACAAUGGCUCUAAGUUUUGGGCUUAUAAAUCUUUCAGAUGUUAUGACAAAAUAUAUUGAACUUGCUCUCUCA
Molecule: messenger RNA, 2392 nt
Organism: Erigeron canadensis
Lineage: Eukaryota; Viridiplantae; Streptophyta; Magnoliopsida; Asterales; Asteraceae
Product: probable potassium transporter 17
Exons: 8
Coding region: 136-2238 (700 amino acids)
Biological process (GO): potassium ion transmembrane transport
Cellular component (GO): membrane
Molecular function (GO): potassium ion transmembrane transporter activity
Source: RefSeq, a predicted model, not a curated record